Molecule: messenger RNA, 411 nt
Organism: Lindgomyces ingoldianus
Lineage: Eukaryota; Fungi; Ascomycota; Dothideomycetes; Pleosporales; Lindgomycetaceae
Product: DUF1763-domain-containing protein
Exons: 2
Coding region: 1-411 (136 amino acids)
Source: RefSeq, a predicted model, not a curated record
AUGUCGAGAGAGGAGAUUGUGCAUGCGUAUCGAUAUCUUUACCGCCAAGGGCUGCGGGCUGUGCAGUUUUCCAAGCCAGCGCGCUAUACGCUUCGAGAUCGUCUCCGCCUCUCUUUCCGGAAAGGCGAUGUCACAGAUUUCAGUCCGCAAAAGGUCGACAAUACACUCCAGUUCCUCCGAUAUGCAACUUCGGAGAACGGUCUGGAGCAUAAGAUCCUCAAAAAUCUUUUAUUCGUUUGGUGGUACCAAGAAAGAGGGGGUUUGAAGAAGAAACCUGGCCAGAAGAAGCCGACUCCUGCAGAAGUUGAGAUCAAGACUACAGCAUAUGACACUUUCAACUAUAACAUUCAGAUGCUCAAUGAGACCAUGGGAAUGUGCCUUCCGGCAAUGAUAGUUCGAGACCCGAAUUGA